AUGCCAGUAUCAGAGAAAUCUAAAAACUGGUGGGCUGAGAAACCUGCAGCAGCAAAUAAAGGUGGGAGCAGCAGACCCGAGGCACGUGGGGCACCAAAAAUACUGAAGAGCCUGAGGUUUGAGAUCCCUGUGGCACCAAACCUGUCUCGGAGCAACAGAAACAAGGUGCUGGCAGCCACUGAAGUGCUGAAUCCUCGAGAUUUUGUGUGCAUUCAGGCUUUGCCUGGCUUUGCUCAGAAGGAAGGAAAGGUCUUGGCCAGAAGCAGAACAGUUUACAGAAGCAGUGAACCUCCAAGAGAACAAGUGUUUUGGGAAAACUACUACAGGAGGCAAAAGCAGUUCACUCAGGGACACUUCACUCCCGCUGGGAAGCCUUAUCAGGAGCUUGGAGAGAUUCUCUACACGGACCCGAAGGAACUCACCCUCCACUCUUUGGGGCAGCUUGCACAGGAACCAGUGAAAAAAGAUGUGCAGGAAAAACCACCUGAAAAAUUGGCUGAGUGUGAUCCACCAGAACCAGUGAAAAGGCUCUCCCCGUUUCGAGAAACAGGAAAGAAGCUGAGGACUCUUACUAAAGCUCUGUCUCACUCAAGGCAUCAUAUCAAUUCUGUGAAGCAAGGUGGAGAAUACUUUGAUAUACUUCACCAAGAAUCACUGGAGAGGAAGAACACACUAAAAACAGAGCAGCAGGCUCAGGGCACAGGAUGGAGAUCUGAGUUCCAGCCACCCAAAUACUGCUCUGAUGCAAAGGACUCAGAGGAAAAAAUAAACAUCUGCUCUCUAACAGAAGGCAACCACCUGAGGAAGCCAGAGAAGAAGGAAAAAAAGAUGACCUUACGGUCUUUCGCUCCUGUUUAUACCAGUGUCUUGAUUCCAAGCCCCCCUGGAGCAAAAAGUGAACAUCUUUUCCGACAGCUGUGUGCCAUACACUGGCUUUUGGAAGCUCUGACUCUUGAAUCCAAUGGUUCGAAGCAUUCCAUAUUCGCCUGUUGGAAUCCAAUGGACCCUGGUGGUUGUAAAAAAACAGUAAAAGAAAUCAAAGAGGAAAAGUUAGCAAGGUACAUGUGGAAGCUCUUUACUACAAACACAAAGAAAUACACCAGGAAAGCACGAUACAGUCCACUUAAGAAGAUAAACAAGACCUCUAUCUCUCAGCUUAGCAAUCUGUCAUCUCCCUGUGGUCAAACCCCUCAUGGCAGCGAAACUUCCACUGUGCUUUGCUCUGAAGACAACGUCAAGAUUAAUGUAGCUUCAUCUGAUGUUACAACCCUACAGAAAGUCACCCAAAUGAUACAUGAAGAGGUGUCAAAAGAUGUCCAUAAACAAGAAAAGACGGUUAAGAAGACUGGACUGCAGCGCUGCCAUAUUGGCUCUUUCAUUAAAAGCAAAUCUAACUUGUGUGCCAAUAUGUGGCAGAAGUUCACAGCAGUACAUGAAGCAGCAGCUUGUUGUUGACAUGAUACUCUAGAGAGCCUUGAGAGGAGGCAGGAAGAGCGAUGUUGUCAAAAAUUCCAGGCUUUGAAACAACUGAAGUAUUCCAGAAAAGACAUGGAAAGGUUAAGACAGCUGGGCGUGAGACCUGAAAGAGAACGUGAUGAAGAUGGACCAAAGUGGUUUCCUGUAUUGCUUGCCAGACUCCCAGAGUCUGUGAAGAGUGACCAUUAUGUACAGAAAAUCUUAAAGAAACUGGAAAAAUACGACAAGACUCGUGACUUGAAAAUUCAUCCAGACACCUUUCUUAAGGCCCUGGCUAAUCUACAGGUGUGGGAGCUGUGUUCUCCAGAAAUUGCUGCAGCUGUGGAGUUUGUACGUGAAAGUGUUGUGCAGAUGCCAGAAGAGGAUUUCAGCGAGUGGUUUCAGGAAAGAGUAGACCCCUCAGUGCACAGUCCUCCACCUCUUAAUCCAGCGGCCACAUGA
Opisthocomus hoazin is the source of this 1917-nucleotide messenger RNA. Lineage: Eukaryota; Metazoa; Chordata; Aves; Opisthocomiformes; Opisthocomidae. The record is from RefSeq and is a predicted model, not a curated record.